AUGGCCAAGGCCAAGGACGUUGACAUCAAGGCAAAUGAUGUCCAGGAGGGUCGGGACACCGAUGCCACCGAGACCGCCUCACAGUCCGAUGCGAGUAUCCUCCAGGCCGCUGGUAUUGGCAUUGCGGAGAAUGACCCUACCGAGCCGACUCUCACACUUCGGAUGUGGGUUAUUGCCAUUGUAUUCUGCAUCAUCGUCAGCGGCCUCAAUACCCUCUACACCCUGCGAAAGCCGUCCCUGACCAUCACCGCCCCCGUGGUUCUCCUACUCGCCUACCCAUUGGGCAAGCUCUGGGAAAAGAUUGUCCCCAGUUGGAAUAUCCCCUUGAGAUGCUGGUCUUUUAACUUAAACCCCGGCCCAUUCAAUACAAAGGAGCACACAUUGAUUUACAUCAUGUCGAACCUCAGCGUCUAUGUUCGGCUCGGGGCCGAUGUUCUGACUGAACAGCAGAUGUUCUACGGCUUCAAAGCGGGUUGGGGCUUCCAGGUCCUUAUCACCCUGGCGACUUUCUUGAUUGGAUUUUGCCUUGCGGGCAUGUUUCGAUCCAUUGUGGUGGUUCCCAAAGAGCUCAUCUGGCCAGGCGUUCUCGGCGUCACUGCUCUCACUACUACGUUGCACAAUGUUGGCCAGGGUAACGUCCAGGCAAGCUACGAUACCUGGAAAAUCUCUCGCUAUGCGUUCUUCACCAUCGUCUGUGUUAUUUCGUUCUGCUGGUACUGGUUCCCGGACUUUAUCUUCCCAGCACUAAGUUAUUUCAGUUUCCCGUGCUGGAUCAACCCGACCAGCCCCGUCGUGAACCAGAUAUUUGGAAUGAGCUCUGGCAUGGGCCUCAUUCCUAUCACAUUUGACUGGAGCCAGAUUUCAUACGUCGGAUCACCUUUGCUGACCCCGUCAUGGGCCAUCGUGAACGUUUUCGCAUCUCUGGUGUUCUGGAUCUGGAUUGUGGCAGUGGGCUGCUACUACACCAACGUGUGGAAGACCGGCUACCUGCCAUUCCAGAGCUCCAGUGUAUUCGACAACACGGGAUCUACUUACAAGGUGUCCAAGGUUGUCAGUGCCGCCACUAACUACAGGCUGGAUUUGAAAAGGUACCUCGCAUACUCGCCGGUCUACAUGCCGAUCACCUAUGCCCUGAACAUGUUCGGCCUCUCGUUCGCUACCCUCAGUGCCUUAAUCGUCUGGGUUACGCUCGAACAUCGCCAUGUGAUGACCAAUGCCGCUCGCAGAGUCCCUACCCUCCUGAUGCAAUCGCUCCUGGAUGCCGCCACCAAUCCGAUUCGAAAGAUGAGACUGGAGCUCCCGAUGUUCCUAUGUGGUGCCUGCGCUAUUGCACUCGUUUUCUACCCUCCCCUGGCUCUCGUUUUUGCGACCUCCAACCUGAAGAUCAACAUCGACGUCUUCUGUCGAAUCGUGGCCGGGUUCGUCUUCGAGGGCAACGUCCUGGCGAACAUUUGGUUCUUCGAUAUCGGCUACAUCACAACCAUCAAGGGUCUCUGGUUUGCGCAGGACAUGAAGCUGGCCUAUUAUGCCAACAUCCCCCAACGCGAGCUGUUCCUCGUCCAGGUAGUCGGCAUGGUCAUCGGCACUCUCUCCUCUCUGGGUGUUCUCAACUGGGCCCUCAACCACAUCAGCGGUGUCUGCACGAAAAAUGCCGUCAAUGGAUUCAGUUGCCCUUUCUCCAGCACGCACUUCAACACCUCUCUGAUCUGGGGAGCGAUCGGUCCACGCCGCUAUCUGCGGAAUGAGAUUGGAUAUUCGGCGCUCUUGUAUUUCUUCCUCAUCGGUGCUAUCCUCCCGAUCCCUGUGUACUACUUGAGUCGCCGGUACCCCAACUCGUUGUGGAAGCGGGUUCAUGUUCCAUUGUUUCUGGGCGGGCUCAACUUCCUGCCGCCUGCGACGGGUAUGAACUACGCCAGCUGGGCCAUCGUCGGCCUGACCUUUGGCCUGGUCAUUCGGAAGCGCCUGCAUGCCUGGUGGAGCAAAUACAACUUUGUGCUCAGCUCUGCUUUGGACUCGUCGGUGGGCAUCGCGGGGGUCCUGAUAUUCCUCACGGUCUUUUUCACUGGUGCUAGCAAGCAUUUUAACUGGUGGGGAACCGAAGUCUACAAGGUACGCUCAUCCCCCUCUUCACGACACCACAAUAUGUUCAUUUGCGAAUUCCGUGGUGGACCGUCUGCAGUCUGCGGCCAUAUUGACGCCUUCCCUUCACCCGCGCGACGCUCGGCACUCGGACCAGACUCGUCCACAGAUUUGUCCGUGGCCACCCGGUGGAUCUCGCCCGGUCGGGAGUGCGUGAUCGUUCUCCGUCUGUUCUCCUCAUCUCCUCCCCGGACCGAGACACCACGCACAGGCUUCAUGCGGCUUCUUGGGUGGCUGGCCAUCACGCUGGUGACCCAGCAUGCCUGGGGAAGCGACCUGCCGCAGGAGGAACGAUGUGUGACCGCUGUUUAUUCGACGUUUAACUACAUCUCGUUUGCGGGUUCCCCCGCAAAGGGGAUGUGGGACACCCGGUGUCACAACCCCCUCGAAGUGGCCUCCAUCUAUGCUGCCUCGGAUAUUUACUGCCGGGACAGUGAGCGCGCGGCGGGAUUUGUCCAGCUCGCCGCCCUGUGUGAAGAAUUUGGCAAUCGCGAACUCCUGCCUAGAGAAGCCGUGGCUGAGAAUUUGACCGAGGACGCUGUUCGCAAUAUGCGCACAGUGGACUAUCUGGAAUUGUCUCGCGCAGAGCCGGUGGAUGCUCCAGUUCUGAUUUCCGCGUCCUACUUCAACCUUAUGUUCAACACUAUCGACUCAUGGCAGUAUGAAACUUGGUCGCAUCAUGCAUUUGGGUAUGCCGGCUAUGCCUACUGGUGUGGAAUAUUGUUGUUCGGAAUCGCAUCUCGCUUGUCAAGUUUGGCUUUGAGUUCUCGCAAAUUUCGGGCAGAGCGUGAACUGGAAUCCAAUGCAUACGCAUACCCUCCUACUGAAACAGCAUAUCAUAACUCGUUGUGGACAGGAAAACUGAUUCACUGGGCGCAGACACAUCUGAUUGUGCCAGCACCACUACCAAUGCAAGGUCGAAACUUUGUCGGUUGUACAUACUCGACCCGAGUGGAGGCGCUCGUGGUCGUUGGUUUUUGGCUUCUCAGCAUCAUCUUGAGUGUGGUCGGCUACCGAACGUUCGCCGGGAACAUCUAUUGGCCGAACACGACCGACCAGAUCCUGCGGUACUCGGCCGAUCGAACUGGAAUCAUGUCAUUCGCAAAUUUCCCCCUGCUGUGGCUUUUCGGAGGUCGAAAUAAUAUCCUGAUCUGGGCUACUGGGUGGAGUUUUGCCACAUUCAACAUCUACCAUCGUCAUGUGGCUCGAAUUGCUACACUUCAGGGAAUAGCACACACGAUUCUCUACAUUGUGAUAUGGAUUAGGGGUAAGAAAGGGACAGUCUUGACUGCCGAACUGCUAUGCUAA
Penicillium argentinense is the source of this 3447-nucleotide messenger RNA. RefSeq lists its product as uncharacterized. The transcript is spliced from 14 exons. The record is from RefSeq and is a predicted model, not a curated record. Gene Ontology annotation, biological process: transmembrane transport. Lineage: Eukaryota; Fungi; Ascomycota; Eurotiomycetes; Eurotiales; Aspergillaceae. Bases 1 to 3447 code for a protein of 1148 amino acids. Gene Ontology annotation, molecular function: oligopeptide transmembrane transporter activity.